Molecule: messenger RNA, 342 nt
Organism: Danio aesculapii
Lineage: Eukaryota; Metazoa; Chordata; Actinopteri; Cypriniformes; Danionidae
Gene: mtbl
Product: metallothionein-B-like
Exons: 3
Coding region: 86-277 (63 amino acids)
Molecular function (GO): metal ion binding
Source: RefSeq, a predicted model, not a curated record
AUUGUGACGCACGACGGAGCGAUUCCAUUUAUUUCCACAAGACUUCCACGAAAGCAUCAUACAUUGUUGGACCUACGGUGUGAAGAUGGACCAGAGUGGCUGCUCCAAAUCUGGAUCUUGUAACUGCGGAGAUAACUGCAAAUGCACCAACUGCUCAUGCGCACACGACAAGAAAAGUUGCGGCAGUUGUCCGUCUGAGUGCAGUAAGGGCAAGAAGGACUGCGAGAGCGCGUGCAAGGACAAGGAGAAAUCCUGCGCCACACACUGCUGCAAAUGAAGACCCACAAAUGCGCUGUGACACCACAUGUGCUCCUUUAAUAUUAAAACCCAUUCUGUCUAGUU